UCUCUCUCUCUCUCUCUCUCUCUCUCUCUCUCUCUCUCCACAUUUCUACUUCAUCUCUGCAUACAUCAAAGAUUCAAAAGAUGAUGAAAGAAAUGUGGAAUGGCCCACCUGGUUUCAGACCCACAAAGUCCGCGCCUUCUUCUCCAGCAAAGCCUCUAGGGGUCACCAGAACUCGCUCCGAGUCCUUCCAUAUCACCCACAAAGUCCCAAUAGGUGACUCACCAUAUGUCAGAGCCAAAAAUGUUCAGUUGGUGGAGAAGGAUCCGGAAAAGGCAAUACCGCUGUUUUGGGCGGCGAUUAAUGCCGGGGACAGAGUGGAUAGUGCUCUGAAAGAUAUGGCCAUUGUAAUGAAGCAACAGAACAGGGCUGAAGAAGCCAUUGAGGCCAUUAAGUCGUUGAGAAGUCGGUGUUCCGAUCAAGCCCAAGAGUCUCUUGAUAACAUCCUCUUGGAUCUUUACAAGAGAUGUGGGAGAUUAGAUGAUCAGAUAGCACUGUUGAGGCACAAAUUGUUCUUGAUUCAACAAGGGAUGGCUUUCAAUGGGAAGCGCACAAAGACAGCCCGAUCCCAAGGGAAGAAAUUUCAAGUCUCUGUAGAGCAAGAAGCCACUAGAUUACUGGGGAACUUGGGGUGGGCAUUGAUGCAGCAGAACAACUACAUCGAAGCGGAAGACGCUUACCGGAGGGCACUGUUGAUUUCACCAGACAAUAACAAGAUGUGCAAUCUGGGUAUCUGUUUGAUGAAGCAAGGGAGGAUUUCGGAGGCGAAAGAGACUCUUAGGAGAGUGAAACCGGCUGUUUUGGAUGGGCCAAGAGGUGUGGACUCCCACCUCAAGGCCUAUGAGAGAGCCCAACAAAUGCUUUUGGACUUGGAGUCUGAAAUGAUGAAGAAAGGCGGUGAUGAUCGCGUUGAACAGAGUAAAUUGUUUGAUAUCUUGCUCGGUUCUUCCUCCAUUUGGCAGCCUCAACCUUGUAGAGAACACACAUCUUCUAACUCAUCAUUCAAGCCCCAAAGUGAAUUUGCUGAUGAGAAUGUCAAUUCAAACAUAAUGCCGAAUCCGACGGUGGGUUUUCCGGUUCAAAAGAGUGUCAAAUCACUGGUUUUUCCUCAAGGAAACAACAACUACUACAACUCACUGAAUAUCGACGCCCCUCCAUUUUAUUCAUCGAAAUUUGUCAAGGAUCCAGUGGAGAGCCAGUUUCAUGAGACACUGAAGAGAACUAGGUCUGGAAAUGCCGCUAACUCGAUGAGAACAAAGGAAAUGGGGGAGUUAUGGAAGCCUUUUGUGGAGGGGCCUGAGAACAAGACAAGGAGAAAGUCGAUUUCACCGGAGGAUAAGAAGGCGGGAGAGAGGUGGGCGGAGGUGCUGCCGGACAGUAAGGAUUUUGAAGAGGCUAUCUUGGCAGCGGUUUUGGGUUCAGGUAACGAAACGGAGAAGGCGGUGGAAAUGAGCAGUAGUAAGACUGGAAUUGUUCAGCGAAAGAUCGAUAAGAGGCUGAGGGUUUUCCAGGAUAUAACACUGUCUUUGAGUCCGAGGGCCUGACUCCACUAAUUUGAUGUUCUAAUUUAUUUAUAAUAGUUUCAGGUUGGAGAUGCACUUGUUCUCCUCAAGUUCUAUUAUUCUCAGCCUAGGUAGGUAGCUUAGGCAGAGCUUAUCCAAUCAUUAGAGUUAACAUUUCACUGUUAUUUAUUCAUGUUUGUUUCACCAAAGGCAUCUGUGAUAAUUAUUUGAAACAUGACACUUUGAUCAAUAAAAGACCCUUUGCAGCGACCAAAGUGAAUGCAAAUUUUCA
Molecule: messenger RNA, 1791 nt
Organism: Rhododendron vialii
Lineage: Eukaryota; Viridiplantae; Streptophyta; Magnoliopsida; Ericales; Ericaceae
Product: protein POLLENLESS 3-LIKE 2
Exons: 4
Coding region: 81-1541 (486 amino acids)
Molecular function (GO): protein binding
Source: RefSeq, a predicted model, not a curated record